Branchiostoma belcheri (Belcher's lancelet) is the source of this 456-nucleotide messenger RNA. RefSeq lists its product as uncharacterized. The transcript has a single exon. The coding region runs from base 1 to 456 and encodes 151 amino acids. NCBI's taxonomy places the organism in Eukaryota, Metazoa, Chordata, Leptocardii, Amphioxiformes, Branchiostomatidae. The record is from RefSeq and is a predicted model, not a curated record.
AUGGUGGCAACAAAACUGUCGGGAUGUGAAAGUGGUGCAAGAAGAAAGAGAAGUGCGGCAUGUCCACAGAACAGUGGAUCACAGUGUAUCACAGUGGAUCACAGUGGAUCACAGUGGAUCACAGUGGGUCACAGUGGAACCCAGUGGAUCGCAGUGGAUCACAAUGGAACCCAGUGGAUCACAGUGGAUCACAGUGGAACCCAGUGGAACCCAGUGGAUCACAGUGGAUCCCAAUGGAACCCAGUGGAUCACAGUGGUCACAAUGGAACCCAGUGGAUCACAGUGAAACACAGUGGAUCACAGUGGAUCACAAUGAAAUCCAGUGGAACCCAGUGGAUCACAGUGGAUCACAGUGGAUCACAAUGGAACCCAGUGGAUCACAAUGGAUCACAGUGGAUCACAUUGGAACCCAGUGGAUCAAAGUGGAUCACAGUGGAUCACGGUGGAACACAGUGA